This is a messenger RNA of Diachasma alloeum, 713 nucleotides long. RefSeq lists its product as uncharacterized. The record is from RefSeq and is a predicted model, not a curated record. The annotation marks the transcript as partial. Lineage: Eukaryota; Metazoa; Arthropoda; Insecta; Hymenoptera; Braconidae. The transcript has 2 exons.
AUGGACAUCCCAGAAGUGGCCAGAGAAGCAAAACCAGCACCAGCACAUCCAGUUGCAAUUAAAAUCAACGAAAUUGCAGAGCUACUCAACAGAUAUCAGACGAUGGCUAAAUUGCUAGCCAUAACAGCUACGGUCAACAGAGCUAUUGACAGAUUCAGGAGGCAGCCAACGCCCCCGGGACCUAUCUUGACAACAAGAGAACUCAACGACGCGAGGUUAUUUUGGAUAACCCAACAUAAAUACUUUGGGCCAGCCAUUCGAGUACUCCAGAGAAAUCACCAACUACCGAGAAAUCAUCAACUAGCCAAGCUGACACCCACACUAGACAACGAAAGGAUCAUGAGACUUGGGGGACGCCUCAAGAACUCGCAGUUAAAUCCAGACGAAAUUCACCCAAUAAUCUUGCCUCGCCAAUCACGCCUCACCACACUAGUCGUCGAAGAAGCUCACCGCAAAACACUACACGGAGGAACUCAACUCACCUUGGCCGACAUACGUCAAAGGUACUGGAUAAUCGGCGACAGAGGCACAGUUAGAGCAUAUAUUCAACGCUGUGCCAUCUGCACCAGACACCGAGGAAGACAGGCCCAGCAACAGAUGGGUCAACUACCAGCAACGAGAAUCUCACCAGCAAGAGCAUUUCUCCACACAGGGGUGGACUAUGCAGGACCAUUCGCCAUCCUCAAAUGGAGACCAACGAAUGCACAACCAGG